This is a messenger RNA of Amphimedon queenslandica, 491 nucleotides long. RefSeq lists its product as uncharacterized. The transcript has 5 exons. The record is from RefSeq and is a predicted model, not a curated record. Lineage: Eukaryota; Metazoa; Porifera; Demospongiae; Haplosclerida; Niphatidae. The coding region runs from base 9 to 374 and encodes 121 amino acids.
UACUAGUCAUGGAAAUGCUUAUCCAUAUUUGGAUAACUGAAGAUGGUUCAGAUAACAAGAUUCUUGCUUCAACUUAUUUCUUUCUGCGAAAUUUCACAAAAGCUAACCUUCCUCAAGCUAAAAUAACAGUCAGUAAUAUGACGUCCUUAUCUUCAAAUGAAGUAUCAUUUAGUCUCCAAUCUGAUGCAAUUGCAGUUUAUGUGAUGUUGGAUAGUGGAGCAUUGGAAGGAUAUUUCAGUGAUAAUGGGUUUUUAAUGAAUCCAAACAAAGUCUAUAGCAUGACAUUUACAUCUUGGACUGAUAUCACUGCUGAAGAUGCUACCAAGAACAUACAAACAAAGUCACUGUCUGAUACAUAUAAGGCGACUAUUUGAUUGCUGAAAUUAUAAUCUAAUAGAACUCGCUGCCUGCAUUUUUGACACUUUACUGCAUGCUCUAUAUAUGCCUUGGCUUUCUACUCUGUAUUUUAUUUUGAAAGUAUUGAAAGUAGA